Messenger RNA from Rotaria sp. Silwood2, 1293 nucleotides. NCBI's taxonomy places the organism in Eukaryota, Metazoa, Rotifera, Eurotatoria, Philodinida, Philodinidae. The record is from the annotation of a GenBank genome assembly.
AUGAUGACGAUAGAACGCGGAGAAAUGCUGGCUUCAGCAGAAGUCAAUUCCGAACCAUCAGAGGAUAUUAAUCACACAUUCAAGAAGUAUAGAACGUCUGCUCCUUCAGCAUAUUCAAUCGAAGAAAUUACUGCUCGUCGUCGUGGUAAAAGAGUUGAAGAUGAAAAAUUACCAAAGAGAGUUCGGAGUUUCUACAAAAAACAAGACAAACUUAUUUCGACAUUGGAACGUGCACAUCGUCUUAAUUCGAAUAAAGAUAGUGAUAAUGAAGCUGAAGAAGGAGAAGGAGAAGAAGAAGGUAAAAAAAGCAAUACAAAAUCUAUAGACGAGCCAAAACGAAGACGAAAACGUAUUAGUCUUUAUACAAACAUAUCAUUAUUAGUCAAUAUCUUUCUUCUAAUAGUAAAAGUUAUCGCUGCAUUUAUUUCACAUUCAUUAUCAGUUAUUUCAUCAGUUGUCGACAGUGGUGUUGAUCUAGCAUCAAGUGUUAUUCUUUUAUGGGCUACACGUGCGAUUAAACGACGUGAUCCAUUUAUGUAUCCACAAGGUCGAACACGUCUCGAACCAAUAUCUAUUGUUGUUCUUUCGGUAAUCAUGUGUUCGGCAAGUGUUCAAGUGAUAUCAGAAUCAUUACAAACAACUGUUAAUGAUAUUAAAAUGCUUCGAAAAUAUCCAUCAAAUAGUUCAGAAUAUGUACAUCCAAUCAAUAUGACAACAAUACCUGUGAUUAUCAUGGGUGCAACUAUAGUACUCAAAUUGUUGCUUUUCAUAUUGUGUUCUCGUGAAACUAGUGAAACGUUAAACGCUUUAGCACAAGAUCAUCGAAAUGAUGUUUUUUCAAAUUCUAUUGCACUUAUUUGUGGUAUUUUUGGUUUUCUUGCAAGAAAAAAUCCAGUGCGAUUUCCAGCAUCUUUAGUAUUAACCGAUUCGAUUGGUGCUAUUGUCAUUUCAAUAUAUAUUUUAAUAACUUGGGUUCGUCAAGCAAAUCAUCAAAUAAAACGUUUAACUGGACACACAGCAAAUCCUGAAUUUCUUCAACAAAUAACAUGGAUUGCAUUUAAUCAUUCAUCGUUAAUUUUAAAAAUUGAUACAGUUCGAGCUUUUCAUUUUGGCACAAAUUGUCUUGUCGAAGUAGACAUUGUUCUUCCGGAAGAUAUGUCACUCAAAGAAGCACAUGAUAUUGGUGAAGAAUUACAAAAGAAAAUUGAAAGCAUUCCUGAAGUUGAACGAGCCUUUGUUCAUCUUGAUUAUGAAUGUAAUCAUAAAGCCAGCGAUGAACAUAAAGUUGUUUAA